This is a messenger RNA of Rhizoctonia solani, 1080 nucleotides long. Its product is annotated as Retrotransposon-derived protein PEG10. The transcript has 2 exons. The record is from RefSeq and is a predicted model, not a curated record. Gene Ontology annotation, molecular function: nucleic acid binding; zinc ion binding. NCBI's taxonomy places the organism in Eukaryota, Fungi, Basidiomycota, Agaricomycetes, Cantharellales, Ceratobasidiaceae. Bases 1 to 1080 code for a protein of 359 amino acids.
AUGGAACCGGAGCCGUCCCCUACCGCUCUCCUCGAGGCUAUCACAGCCCUCACCGCCACAGUCGGGUCCCUACAGGACCAAAUCCGCGCCCAGAGCCAACAAAUCACUGAGCUCAGGGCCAUAUGCAAGGAGACCGCAGACCUCCUUGGGGAUAAGGACCAAGGAACAACCCAAGCCAAGCCUGGCCUUUCGACUGGGCCUGUCACUCCUCCCACCCACUCGGGAGGAGAAACCCACACUCCAGGCACGGUUAGGCCUGGGCUCAAGGCCCCAUUCCGGCCUUCAAGAGGAACCGGUUUCGACUCAGAGGAAGAGGAAGAACCAAGGCGGCCCAAAAAGGAGCCUCAGGGAACGCCUGCAAGACACCUGGGAUCCCUUACCCCCUUUGACGCAGGGUCCAGCGUAAAGCGACCCAAGAUGGAUCUCCCAGACCCCUACAAAGGAGACACCAGGGGGCGUAAGGCCACUCAGUGGCUUGAUAGAAUGAUGCUAUGGGUAGCCCUCCAUCAAGAUCAGUUUGACGAAGAGGAGCAGAUGGUUGCCUUAACGGCCAAAUUCAAGGAGGCCUUUGCCAAUCCCGAUGCCAAACGGGCCGCCGCCAGAAAAAUUGCGGCUCUGUCCCAAUCCACCACUACCUCCGAGUAUGUCACGGAGUUCCGCAAUCUCAUGGCGGAACUAGACUGGAACGAGGAGGCCUAUAUCGCGCAGUUCACGUGGGGCCUCCACUGGAAGGUCAAAGAACUGCUGUCCACCAAAGAUAGCAUCCCUGACGAUCUCGAAGCCAUCUUUGCGGCAGCGAUUAAAAUUGACAACAUCCGCCGCGAAAAUGAGGAGAACCGCCCUAAAAAGGCACCAGCCAAGUCCCCGGCCUCCGUGGCCACCUCCACUACCACCACAAGGGUCCGGUUAUCAGAGGACCCUAACUACGUCACCCCAGAGGAAAGGGACCGCCGCCGCGCAUCUGGGCUGUGCGUCAAAUGUGGGCAGAAGGGCCAUGGAAUCAAGCAAUGCCCCAAUGGUUGGAAGAUCACUCCCAAGGAAACUGCCAAGGUGGCCCAGGACGAAUCGGAAAAAGAGUAA